AUGUCAGAUUCACAGAAUUUAAUACAACCUAUUGAAAAUGUACAGUCUUCUGUAACGACACCAUUACCAUCGAUAGUUGAACCACCGUCAAUCGGUGGUAUUGGCGGUUCAACAGCAAAGAAGGAACCAAAGACACCAAAGACACCUAAAGAACCGAAAGCAAAGAAAGAACCAAAGACACCAAAAGAACCAAAAACACCUAAAGAACCGAAAGCAAAGAAAGAUCCUGCCACACCAAAGACACCGAAAGAACCGAAAGCAAAGAAGGAACCGAAAACACCUAAAGAACCAAAAACACCCAAAGAACCAAAGACACCAAAGACACCUAAAGAACCGAAAGCAAAGAAAGAUGCUACUACUAAAGAGAAGAAAGAUGGUAGUGGUGGUUCUGCUGCUGCUGCUGCAACUAGUGGCGAUUCAUCGGCGACAAGUACAAUCAGUACAUCUUCAACAAGCACUACUACAACAACAACUUCGACAGGCAAUACUUCCUCUGCUACUACUACACCUGGCGGCGGUGGUGCUGGUGGAAAGAAGAAAGAAUCGACAUCCAAGAAGAAGAAGAAAGAAAAGGAUAACGACGAUGACGAUGAGGUUACAACCGUUGCACCACCAUCUUUGAUAGCAAGUGCUGCUAAUGCAAAGGAUACCAGUGUGACUGGCGGUACACCUCUGGGAAAGGAUAAGGAAACUGGCAAGAAGCGAAUUGGUUCUCCUUUGGCACAGACGUCGGCAUCAACAAAGAAGAAGAAGAAGAAUGAUGAUGAUGCUGCUGGCGGUGACGAUGACGACGAUGACGACGACGACGAAGACAACGAAGACAAUGACGACGAUGAAGAUGAAGAUGAAGACGAGGAGGAAGACGAGGAUGAGGAAGACGAAGAUGAAGACGAAGACGAGGAAGAUGAGGAAGAGGAGGAAGAAGAUGAAGAGGUUGACGAAGAGGAAGUUGGUGAGGAGGCCGAUGAAGAUGCCGAUGACGAUGAAACUGUUGCACUGGCAAACGAGACUGACACCCACCAGCGUGAAGAUACCACACUACUCGAAGGUCUAUUCACACACUUUACAGAGGAACAACAAACACGUUACGAAUUCUAUCGUCGUUCCAGUUUGAAUCGUGCCAACGUCAAGAAAGUAAUGCAAGGUGUCAUCACCACACCGGUCAACCAGACAUCUGCAAUCAUCAUGGCAGGUAUCUCAAAAGUAUUCGUCGGUGAAAUAGUUGAAACAGCAAGAAGUAUAAUGGAAGAAUGGAAUGAGAAUAUAGGACCACUAAGACCAAGACACAUAAGAGAAGCCUACAGAAGACUGAAAGAAACAAACAAAGUUCCAUAUUAUAAAAGAUUUAAUCCUAAAUUAAAUUAA
Heterostelium album PN500 is the source of this 1365-nucleotide messenger RNA. It is a transcript of the gene taf11, whose product is annotated as transcription initiation factor TFIID subunit. Gene Ontology annotation, cellular component: nucleus; transcription factor TFIID complex. The record is from RefSeq and is a predicted model, not a curated record. Gene Ontology annotation, molecular function: protein heterodimerization activity; transcription coactivator activity. Bases 1 to 1365 code for a protein of 454 amino acids. Lineage: Eukaryota; Evosea; Eumycetozoa; Acytosteliales; Acytosteliaceae. The transcript is spliced from 2 exons. Gene Ontology annotation, biological process: RNA polymerase II preinitiation complex assembly; transcription initiation at RNA polymerase II promoter.